Messenger RNA from Suillus paluster, 2854 nucleotides. RefSeq lists its product as uncharacterized. The transcript has 8 exons. The record is from RefSeq and is a predicted model, not a curated record. Bases 50 to 2701 code for a protein of 883 amino acids. Lineage: Eukaryota; Fungi; Basidiomycota; Agaricomycetes; Boletales; Suillaceae. Gene Ontology annotation, molecular function: calcium-activated cation channel activity. Gene Ontology annotation, cellular component: plasma membrane.
AAGUAACUCACUCCUUUUCUCGACUCUCAUUUCAUUCUCGCUCGCUGCCAUGUCGGGCGUAGACCAGCAGACCGCAACGUCUGCUACGACAGCCACCUUCGUCACCGCCCUUGUCUUCAACGCGGCAGUCUUUGGAAUUGAGAUUGGCCUGUUCACAGUGCUACGUCCAUACUUCAAACAAAUCUAUGAGCCACGCACACAAGUUCCAAUUGAGAAGGACCGUGUCAAACCUCUCGAAGCUGGAAUUUUAACUUGGCCCAUCGCCCUAUUCAAGACAGACUAUCGUGAUGUUCAACAGGUCAAUGGAACAGACGCAUAUCUUUUUGUCCGAUUCCUGCGGAUGAUGAUUCGGGUUCUUCUGCCUAUCUGGUUGAUUUCUUGGAUCGUGCUGAUGCCUGUCACCUCUGUCAAUAAUUCGAUGCCUAACAAGACUGGACUGGAUCGUUUCAUUUUCGGAAACGUUUCUCCUGAUCACCAAGCUAGAUAUGCCGCCCACAUUAUCCUCGCCUAUCUCUUCACUUUUUGGAUUUACUGGAAUAUUAGGCGGGAAUUGCGACACUUCACCACAGUCCGUCAGCUGCACCUCGUCAAUCCUGUCCAUUCCAGAUCUGUACAAGCGAAUACGAUUCUUGUAACCGGAAUUCCUGCUAGAUAUCUUUCGGAGCCCGCACUUCGCUCGUUGUAUUCCAACCUUCCUGGUGGUGUGAAAAAGGUGUGGCUUAAUCGGGACCUGAAGAAGCUCCCGUCUAUCUACGACCGUCGCCUGGCUACUUGUGGAAAAUUGGAGUCCGCGGAGACAUCCUUGCUUUCAACGGCGGCCAAACUUCGACGAAAGGCACUGAAGAAGGAUAACGGCGCUGGCGAUGCAUCCCCUUCAGCUGACCCCGAGCGCAGUGUGACUUUGGCAGAACGUCUGGUUCCUCAGGAUAUGCGGCCUUCGCACCGUCUUCCAGCCGGUUUUAUGCCUUUCUCACUACCCUUCAUCGGCGAAAAGGUCGACACGAUUGAUUGGUGCAGGCGGGAGAUUGCUACUGCUACUGGAUUGUUGAUUAACGGACGCCAAAUUCUCGCCAAUGAAGGCCUUUCACUGCCAGAAGAUGUCAAUGGAGACGGAAAGGUUGACAAAAAGGAUCGAGCCAAGCAGACUUACCCACCCCUCAAUUCCGCAUUCGUAACUUUUAAUCAACAGAUCGCUGCUCACCUUGCAGUUAACGCCUUAACUCACCAUGAACCGUACUGCAUGGCCGACCGAUACCUCGAAGUUUCCCCUCCAGAUGUGAUCUGGGGUAACCUUGGGCUUAACCCGUACGAAAAGCGCAUUCGAAUGACGAUUAGCUAUGCUAUCACCGCAGCGCUGAUCAUCUUCUGGUCCAUUCCCGUCGCCUUUGUCGGUAUCAUCUCCAACAUCCAAGGUCUCUGCGUCCAGGAAUCUUGGCUCGCAUGGUUAUGUACACUGCCAAGCGUUGUCGUUGGAAUUAUACAGGGUAUUCUGCCCCCCGUGUUACUUGCCGUCCUGAUGAUGCUCUUGCCGAUUGUCCUUCGUCUCCUUGGGCGCUUUGAGGGUAUCCCGACACGCACAGGUCUCGAGUUGAGCUUGAUGACACGGUUCUUCAUUUUUCAAGUAAUCCAUUCAUUCUUGAUCGUCACAUUGAGUUCGGGCAUCAUUGCAGCUCUCCCAUCACUCCUUCAAAACCCCAGUUCGAUACCGAGUCUCCUGGCUCAAUAUUUGCCUCAAGCGUCGACCUUCUUCCUCACAUACAUUAUGCUUCAGGGGUUAUCUGGCGUAGCAGGAGGAUUUUUGAGUGCUGUUUCGCUCAUCCUGUACUACGUCAAGCUGUAUAUUCUAGGCAGCACACCUCGUUCCAUUUAUAACAUCAAACACGCACAGUCAACUGUCGCUUGGGGCACGUUAUUCCCGUCCGUCACUCUGCUCGUCGUCAUCACGUUUGCGUACUCCAUUAUCUCGCCUGUCAUCAAUGGCCUUGCAUGCUUUACGUUCUUCCUUUUCUAUCUCCUCUACAAGUACCUCUUCCUCUACCAGUACACGCAGCCGCCCUCGGCCGACACAGGAGGCUUGUUCUUCCCAAAGGCAAUCCAACACGUGUUCGUGGGGAUGUACGUCCAGCAGAUUUGUCUUUGCGCCUUGUUUUUCCUUGCGCAGGAUCAGAACGGGAAGCCAGGCGCGGUCGUAGAGGGUGCGCUCAUGGUCGUAUUGAUCGUUCUCACCGCCGGCUACCACGUCAUCAUGAACAACUCCUUCGGUCCGCUUACUAAGGCCUUUCCACUCAGUCUUGCGGACAAGACAUACAGGCAUCCAGAGCCUUCUCUGGAGCUACAGGACGUCCGUGGUGGGUCAGGCUCUAAGAGCAAGGAGCCAGUCGACGAGGAGCCUUCGCCGACUGACAAGCACCGCGCCGCGUCCUCGACCGAGUCGGGCGACGAGCAUGCUCCGCAGAAUGACUAUGACGAGGUGUUCUUCGCGCGUAGGCCAGACGGCACGGAGGAUUAUGGGUUUGCUCAACCGGCUGUGUCCCGCCCACAACGCAUUGUGUGGAUCCCUGAUGAUUCGCUCGCUUUGGGCCGUGAGGAGGUUCAGACGAAUAAGGAGUCGGGCGUUAAGGCGACCACUGAAAACGCGAAGAUGGAUGAGCACGGCAAGGUGGACGUGACGCACCCCCCUGUCGAUCUCGCAAAGUUCUGAGAGAUGAUCUGGAGCAGGAUUGAGGUUUCUUUCCUUGUUUUUGUGUGGUUUCUUGCCUCUUGUAGUGUUACACUGGUAUCCAUAUUUCAUUCAGCUUCUCUUGUGUUCCACGCCGCGUUUCACGCCUUAUUAUACGACCGAUAUUUACGCUGU